Mustela lutreola (European mink) is the source of this 3914-nucleotide messenger RNA. RefSeq names its product MAM domain containing 4 (gene MAMDC4). NCBI's taxonomy places the organism in Eukaryota, Metazoa, Chordata, Mammalia, Carnivora, Mustelidae. The transcript has 29 exons. The record is from RefSeq and is a predicted model, not a curated record. Bases 1 to 3651 code for a protein of 1216 amino acids. Gene Ontology annotation, molecular function: protein binding. Gene Ontology annotation, cellular component: membrane.
AUGCCUCUGCCCGGCUGCUUCCUGCCUGUCCUGGUCCUGCUUGUGGCUGGGCCCCUAGGCUGGACUGGGGUCCCCAGCAACUGCAGGGCCCCCCGCGAGGCCACAUGCAACUUCGUGUGUGACUGCGCAGGCUGCUCCGACGAGACCCUCUGCGGUUACCACGGAGCCUCGCCCACCCUGGGCGCCCCCUUCGCCUGCGACUUCGAGCGGGACCCGUGCGGCUGGCAGGACGUCAGCACCUCAGGCUACAGCUGGCUCCGAGACAGGGCAGGAGCCUCCCUGGAGGUUCUGGGGCCUCGCUCGGACCACACCCUCGGCACGGACCUUGGCUGGUACAUGGCUGUCGGCACCCAUCGUGGCAAAGAGGCCUCCACAGCUGUCCUGCGCUCCCCUGUCCUGCAUAACGCAGCCCCCACCUGCGAGCUGAGGCUCUGGUUCCACGCGGCCUCUGGAGAUGUGGCUGAACUGCGGCUAGAGCUGACCCACAGGGCCGAGACCUUGACCCUGUGGCAGAGCUCCGGGCCCUGGGGCCCAGGCUGGCAGGAGCUGGUGGUGGCCACUGGCCGUAUCCGGGACGACUUCCAGGUGACCUUCUCUGCCACUCGAAAUGUGACCCACAGGGGUACCGUGGCCUUGGAUGAUGUGGUCUUCAGGGGCUGUGGGCUGCCCACCCCCCAGGCACACUGCCCUCUGGGGCAUCACCAUUGUGGAAACAUGGCCUGUGUGGAGUCCCACCAGUUAUGCGACGGAGAGGACAACUGUGGGGACAGCUCGGACGAGGACACGCCCAUCUGCCGCCACCACACCACCACCGACUUUGAGACGGGCCUGGGCCCGUGGAACCACUCGGAGGGCUGGGCCCGGAACCGCAGUGCGGGCGCCAGGCACCCAGCCUGGCCACGCCGGGACCACAGCCAGAACAGCGUGCAGGGCUCCUUCUUGGUCUCCACGGCCGAGCCCAGCGCCCCCGCCGUCCUCUCCAGCCCCGAGUUCCAAGCAUCGGGGGCCCACAACUGCUCGCUCACCUUCUAUCACUACCUGCACGGGUCCGUGGAUGGCUCCCUGCAACUCUUCCUGCAGACUCGGAGCCCAGGCUCCCCCCAGGUCCCCGUCCUGCUGCGCAGGCGCCAUGGGGAGCUGGGGGCCGCCUGGGUCCGAGACCGGGUGGACAUCCAGAGCCAGCACCCCUUCCGGAUACUGCUCACUGGGCACACCGGCCCAGGUGGCGUUGUGAGCCUGGAUGACCUCAUCCUGUCGGACCACUGCCAGCCAGUCCCAGACAUGUCCAGUCCGCCCCCUGGGCUCUGGGCCCCGGCCCCUGGGCCCCAGCUGUCCAGCCUGCGGCCCCAGGACUUCUGCGAGCCGGGACAUCUUUCAUGUGGGGACCUGUGUGUCCCCCCAGAGCAGCUCUGCGACUUCCAGCACCAGUGCGAGGCGGGCGAAGACGAGCAAGAAUGCGGCACCUCGGACUUCGAGCCCCCCGCGGCCGGGGGCUGGGAAGACGCCAGUGUGGGGCGGCUGCAGUGGGGGCGUCUCCAGGCCCAAGAGAGCGGAGGCCCGGGUGCGGGCAGCAGCGGGGCCGCUGCGGGGCACUUCCUGUCCUUGCAGAGGGCCUGGGGACAGCUGACGCCAGAGGCACGGGUCCUCACACCUCCCUUGGGCCCCUCGGGCCCCCGCUGCAAGCUCCGCAUGGCUUACUAUUUCCACGGUGACCCCCAAGGCUUCCUGGCACUGGUCGUGGUGGAGGGUGGCCGCCGGGAGCCCGUGUGGCAGGCCCCAAGCAGCAGCGGCGACUGGAAGGCGGACACAGUCCUUAUCGGGGCGCGCCGCAGGCCUUUCCGGCUGGAGUUCGUCAGCCUGGUGGACUUGGAUGGCCCUGGCCAGCAGGGUGCUGCAGUGGACGAUGUGACCUUGGAGGACUGCAGCCCCGUGACGGCCACCGAGAAGGACUCAGAGGUCUCCUGUAACUUUGAGCGGGACACUUGCGGCUGGCACUCCGGCCACCUCACAGAUGCCCACUGGCGCCGAAUCGAGAGCCGUGGGCCUGGGUACGACCACACCACAGGCCAAGGCUACUACUUGCUCCUGGAUCCCACGGACCCCCCGGCCCGGGGCCCCGGGGCCCACCUGCUCACCCAGCCCCAGGCCCCAGCAGCCACCCAGGAGUGCCUCUCCUUCUGGUACCACCUCCACGGGCCCCAGAUCGGGACACUGCGCCUGGCAGUGAGGCGGGAAGGAGAGGCAGAAACCCUCCUGUGGUCGCGGAGCGGCACCCAUGGCAACUGCUGGCACAAGGCCUGGGCCACCCUGCACCACCAGGCUGGCUCCGGCGCCAAGUACCAACUGCUGUUCCAGGGCCUCCGAGAUGGCUACCACGGGACGAUGGCGCUGGACGACGUGGCUGUGCGGCCUGGGCCCUGCUGGGCCUCCAGGCGGUGCUCCUUUGAGGACUCGGCCUGUGGCUUCUCCAGCAGCGGCCAAGGCCUCUGGACACGACAGACCAAUGCCACGGGCCAUGCCUCCUGGGGCCCCCGCACCGACCACACCACAGAGACGGCUCAGGGACACUACAUGGUGGUGGACAUGAGCCCACAUGCCCUGCCCCGUGGCCACGUGGCCUCCCUGACCUCAGAGGAGCACCAGCCUCUGACCCAGCCCGCCUGCCUGACCUUCUGGUACCACCUGAGCCUCAGAAACCCAGGCACCUUGCAGGUCCACGUGGAGGAGGCCGGGAGGCAGCAGGUGCUCAGCCUCAGCGCCCACGGGGGCUUUGCCUGGCGCCUGGGAAGUGUGGACGUGCAGGCGGAGAGGGCCUGGAGGGUGGUAUUUGAGGUGGUUGCCGCUGGUGUGGAGCGGUCCUACAUCGCACUAGACGACCUGCUGCUCCAGGACGGGCCCUGCCCCCGGCCAGCUUCCUGUGACUUCGAGGCCGGCCUGUGCGGCUGGAGCCAUCUGCCCUGGCCCAGCCUGGGAGGGUUUAGCUGGGACUGGAGCAGUGGGGCCACGCCUUCCCGGUACCCCCAGCCCCCCGUGGACCACACUCUGGGCACAGAAGCAGGCCACUUUGUUCUCUUUGAAACCGGUGUGCUGGGCCCAGGGGGCCGGGCGGCCUGGCUGCGCAGCCAGCCUCUGCCUGCCACCGAGUCCUCCUGCCUCCGAUUCUGGUACCACGUGGGUUUUCCGGAGCACUUCUACAAGGGGGAGCUGAGAGUGAUCCUGAGCAGCACGCAGGGCCAGCUGGCCGUGUGGAGCGCCAGCGCACACCGGCGGCACCAGUGGCUGGAAGGCCACGUGGAGGUGGUCAGUGCCGAGGAGUUCCAGAUCGUGUUUGAAGCCACACUAAGCGGCCAGCCGGCCCUGGGGCCCAUUGCCCUGGACGACGUGGAGUAUCUGGCCGGGCAGCCCUGCCAGCGGCUCACAUCCAGCCAAGGGGACACAGCACUGGCCGCAUCGGUGCCAACCAUCGUCGGCAGCGCCCUCCUCGUGCUCAUCGUCCUGGUGCUGAUUGGACUUGGGGGAUGGCGCUGGUUGCAGAAAGAGAGGAGUUGCCCCUCCCGGGCCGAGACAGCAGCCAUGGCCCCGGGCUUCGACAACAUUGUCUUCAAUGCGGAUCAUGUCACCCUGCCGGCUUCGCUCACCGACCCCCAGUAGAUGGCCCAGAGACUGGCUCCCCAGAUAAGCACCCCCCGCCAACCGCAGUCCUGUCCAGGGAAUAACACCUGCCUUUCCCCCAGGAUCCCUGGAGCCCCCAGGCUGUGACCCUGCACAGAGACUGCCACCCACGUGCCUGGGGACGGUCCUCACCCCAACAAUAAAUGCCCUGGCCUGUGAGGGCAGCCCCCACUUACUGGCUGAGGUCCGUGCCUCCUGCCGGGUCAGCCGCAAAGAGGGCUCCCAGGGCUCCGCAGCUGAAA